CAAGCGUACACAGAGGCAGGCAAGCAUGACUUCUUGUAUGUGGUCUUAAGGUUUCUGAGUAAAAAAUAUAUAUAUAUAUAUAUUAAUAAUUUCCAUGUUUCGUAACUAUUAUAUGCUAUCUUCUGCUAACUGUAAGUUUGUGUACCUCGUUUACACUGAGCCAUAAGUGCAGGAGUGUAACACCCCUGAUCUCUACAAGAAAAGGCAAACUUGGUGAACGUUAUGCCUCGACGCAAGAGGAAUGCAGGCAGUAGCUCUGACGGCACGGAAGACUCGGACUUCUCUGCGGAGCACACGGACAGUUCAGAGAGUGACAGCCAUGCGGUUAGGAGCACCCGCCUCACUCGCUCGUCCCUCCGCCUCAGCCAGACCUCGCAAGAUUCCAGCUCUGCGGGAGACCCGUCUUCUCUGGCCUCGGACGAGGCGACGGCCUUUUCAACACGGCGAGUGACCCGUAGUCACCACCAGGGGGAGCCAGUCACACCCAAGAAAUGCCCGGUACGGCAGAGUGGUUCGUCGGGGUCGGAGGCUGAGGAGCACGCGGAGAUCUCAGAGAGGGAUGUAAAACAUGCACCAGACCAGGAUGAGACUCCACCCAGGACACCCACGGGCAACGCCCCUUCCUCAGAGUCCGACAUUGACAUGUCCAGCCCCAACGUGUCUCACGAUGAGAGCUUGGCCAAAGAGCUGUCACUCAAGGAAUCCAGCCUUGCCCACCGGCCUAAACGCCGCCGUUUUCAUGAGAGUUACAAUUUUAACAUGAAGUGCCCGACUCCAGGCUGUAACUCGAUGGGACAUUUGACGGGGAAGCAUGAGAGACACUUUUCCAUAUCCGGCUGCCCGUUGUACCACAACCUCUCUGCCGAUGAGUGCAAGGUCAGAGCCAGCUCUCGGGACAAGCCUACUGAGGACAGGACACUGGCACACACCCAGGAUGAGAAUCGACAUUCCACGCGUCAUCAGGCCCCCACAGAGCGGCAGCUGCACUACAAAGAGAAGGUGACGGAGAUGAGAAGGAAGAGGAACUCUGCUCCUCUCAAAGAGCACAAAGACAAAUCCACAGAGCACAGGCAGGUCCACGGGACAAGUCGGGAGCCGUUGUUGGAGAACAUCACUAGUGAUUAUGACCUGGAGCUCUUCCGAAAAGCCCAGGCAUGUGCCUCGGACGAUCUUGAGAAGCUGCGUCUCCAGGGACAGGUGACUGAGGGCAGCAACAUGAUUAAGAGUAUCGUGUUUGGCCGCUAUGAGCUGGACACCUGGUACCACUCGCCCUACCCGGAGGAGUACGCCCGCCUGGGCCGUCUCUUUAUGUGCGAGUUCUGCCUCAAAUACAUGAAGAGUCAGACCAUUCUGAGACGACACAUGGCAAAAUGUGUGUGGAAGCACCCCCCCGGUGACGAGAUCUACAGAAAAGGUGCCAUCUCUGUUUUUGAAGUGGACGGCAAGAAGAACAAGAUCUACUGCCAGAAUCUGUGUCUGCUGGCUAAGCUCUUCCUGGACCACAAAACACUCUACUACGACGUGGAGCCCUUUCUCUUCUACGUGCUGACUGAGGCUGACAACACCGGCUGUCAUCUGGUGGGAUAUUUCUCCAAGGAGAAGAACUCGUUCUUGAACUACAACGUGUCCUGUAUUCUGACCAUGCCACAGUACAUGCGUCAGGGCUACGGCAAAAUGCUGAUUGACUUCAGCUACCUGCUGUCUAAAGUGGAGGAGAAGGUGGGCUCACCUGAGAGACCCCUGUCCGACCUGGGCCUAAUCAGCUAUCGGAGCUACUGGAAGGAGGUGUUACUGCGCUAUCUGCAUAACUUCCAGGGGAAAGAGAUCUCCAUCAAAGAAAUCAGCCAGGAAACCGCCGUGAACCCCGUGGACAUUGUCAGCACUCUGCAGUCCCUUCAGAUGCUGAAGUACUGGAAAGGGAAGCACCUGGUCCUAAAGAGACAGGACCUGAUCGACGAAUGGAGAUGCAAGGAGAUGAAACGUGGCAGCAGCAAGACCAUUGACCCCACAGCACUGAAGUGGAGUCCACCGAAAGGGACGUAGUGGACGUCAGCACCUCCUUCACCAUGCCACAGAACCGAGUUCACUGGCUCUUUGGUCACCGUUAGAAUAGUUUGCCGCAGAAGAAACUAUAUGUCACUCUCUCGCUCUCUCUCUCUCUCUCUCUCUCUCUCUCUGCCACACACACAGCAUGCUUUCAAGGCUACAGCAGUGUUUUUAACACUCAGGCUCCCCUGCACUCUGCGCUUUCAAGUUUGUCCUGCUCUCAGCGACGCCUUCGUGACGUUUUAAGGUGGUGGCGUUGAAGCACUGACAGCAGGAAGGCGUGCGCGGUGGGGGUGCUGGCUUAGACACAGCAGUAUCGCUGACGCUUUUGCGCUAGUAAGGCUCACUUUGUUCUGUCACUAACAGCCAGUGAAACACUGUUGAUGUGAAUCAUGGAACUACAGCUGCCACUGAAUCGGAGACGCAAAAGUUCAGGUUUGCAAAGUAAAAGUCCUGCCAUGAUUUUGAAGGACUCGGCUGAUGUCAUCAACCUUCCCUGCUUGAGGUGAUUAGCAAAGCCAGACCUUUUGAACAAAAUCUUGAAGAUUUUGACCUACUUUCUGAACCUGAAUCCUCCACCUCUGCACUAAAUAUUCAAUCGUCACCUAAUGCACCAUUUUAUUACAACAUUUCGAUAUAUUAUUUGCUUAUUUCUUGUGUGUGCGUGUGUGUUGGUGGGGGGAGGAUUUUAAAACACUGAUUCUUUCUUGUAGCUGCCUACCUCUGUUACUUUUGUUUUAAAAGGUUGUGUUUAGGUUUUGGUUUUGGUCAGAUUGAGGUUCUGAUCCACAGAGUGACUAGAUGUGCCCAACAGUUCCUUUAGAGUAUUGGCUACAUGCAGCGUUUUAACACUGACACAAUGUGUAGCAAAUACUUUUGUAUUGUAUCUGUUUUACAGUAGGGAUGAAGUCAACAUCACAGACCUAUAUGGAGGCUUUAUAUUUUACUCACGCUUUAAUUCAAAAUAACUUGUUGCACAAUGUCAGAGUAUUGUAACAGCAUUCUAAACGUAACCAAUCAUCAUCUGACAAAUACAUUAGUUUAUAAUUAACGUCUUUUAACUUUAUCACGGGCGCAAAUAUUUCGGCUUUUAAUGGCAGAAAAUUUAAUUCAAGUGGCAGCUCUAGUCAUAGUAUGCCUUGGCUAGUAAACCGUUUAUGUGUUGAGUGGUUUGUGAAAAGGCAUAGAGUAGAAACCUUCAGUCCUGCAGAGCUCUAAUAAUGCACUACACUAAACACUGUAUGCACAGUAGUGGAGACCUGCCUGCCUCAUUAUGAUGUCACUAUGAUGUCACUGUAUUGUUGUGCAGUAUUUCCUCCAGCUUCCUUCCAAAUAAACAGAAUAAAUCAACA
Electrophorus electricus (electric eel) is the source of this 3398-nucleotide messenger RNA. It is a transcript of the gene kat7a, whose product is annotated as K(lysine) acetyltransferase 7a. Lineage: Eukaryota; Metazoa; Chordata; Actinopteri; Gymnotiformes; Gymnotidae. Gene Ontology annotation, cellular component: chromatin; nucleus; histone H3-K14 acetyltransferase complex. Gene Ontology annotation, biological process: regulation of transcription by RNA polymerase II. Gene Ontology annotation, molecular function: histone H4 acetyltransferase activity; zinc ion binding; chromatin binding. The record is from RefSeq and is a predicted model, not a curated record.